UUAGCUGAACGCAAAGAGCAAAAGACUGUGUUAACAGGGAAACAUUUUGGGUAGACUCACAGACAACACGCUGAUGCGGAGUGGGGCCUCCAACAAACACGCCAUCUCUCUUCCCCCUGACGAGCGCCCCAACCGGAGCCGCACUUUCCACACACUCGGCCUUCCAGCCCGCAACUCGGAAAUAAAAAAAUCAGCAGCAACUGCUGGUGGCAGCAACACGCUUUUUCGAUGGACUUCGGGGAGUAUGGGUGUUAUUCGGGAGGGACCGAAACGGUUUACACGACCCUCAAAACCAUUAUUAACUUCUCCAUUUUUAAUUAAUGUUUAGUGCUGUUUACUGUGCGUCGUAACUACCGAAUGUAAAGGUGUAGAUUAGGAGGAAUUAGUUUUGUUUAGAAAAAGCGUACAGCCAACAUUUCAAGUUGACUGAUUCAACAAAGUGAUUCUCAAAUUUGUUAACACAGGAAAUAUUUGUAUCCGUAUACAGCUGCACAAUGAUUUUAAUUGCAACAUUAAUGUUAUGGAUAUUAUAAACGUAAUUUAAUUAUUGCUACAGGUUUCAGUAUUGUUAUGUGUGAAAGUGCCAAGAUGAAAUUUCGUGACGUUUUACUUAAGCGCUUUUAACGGAAUCGUUACGUGCGCAUGCGCAUAUGUUCAAGCCUUUUUCGGUGGGAAGGAGGGUAACUAGCUAGGGCAGUGGCAGCAGCAAUAGUGUUUGUUUCUUCUGUAUUUAGCCACUAACUUGGAGUGCUUCAUGCUGGUCUUUAAACAACGAAUGCAUUAUUGAGACGGCUGCUACGAUAUUAGUCAUAAUUGUCUGCUGUUGCCCCUGUCUCAAAGUCCUUCCUCGCACUGAAACCUGUGGCCCAACACUAAACUAUUGUUGAGUGUAAACGAAUGAGCGGACAGCACUAGACUAAACCUGCACUCCGUGGAGGCGGCUACAGUAGAGAACAGACGUUGACGAGGAAUAUAUUGGCGGUCGAAUCUCGGCACGGCCAUGAAGAUCGCCGUGGAGGGGUGCUGCCAUGGCGAACUCGACAAGAUCUACGAGACGAUCGCCUACCUGGAGCGCAAGGAGGGCGUGACCGUGGACUUGCUACUGUGCUGUGGAGACUUCCAGGCCGUGCGCAACGAGGGCGACAUGAAGUGUAUGGCGGUGCCGCCCAAAUACAGGAGCAUGCAGACCUUCUACAAGUACUACUCUGGAGAAAAGAAGGCCCCAGUCCUCACCAUCUUCAUUGGGGGCAACCAUGAGGCCUCCAACCACAUGCAGGAGCUGUCCUAUGGAGGCUGGGUGGCCCCCAACAUCUACUACUUGGGUUAUGCUGGCGUCGUGCGCUACAAAGGCAUAAGGAUCGGUGGGCUGUCGGGAAUCUUCAAGUCGCACGACUACAGGAAAGGACACUACGAGUUCCCGCCGUACAGCAAUGACACGCUGCGGAGUGUCUACCACAUCAGGAACGUCGACGUCUUCAAACUCAAACAGAUCCAGCGCCCCAUGGACGUCUUCAUGACGCACGAUUGGCCGCGCGGUAUCUAUAACUACGGCAGCACGGAGCAGCUGCUGAGGAAGAAGAAGUUCCUGCGGCAGGAAGUGGAGACGAACACGCUGGGCAGCCCCGCCGCCGCAGAGCUGCUGGCCCACCUGCAGCCCUCCUAUUGGUUCUCCGCCCACCUGCACGUCAAGUUCGCCGCCAUCGCGCAGCACCAGGCCCAAGGCGACUGUGCCCCGCGCACCACCAAGUUCCUCUCCCUGGACAAGUGUCUGCCCCACCGGGACUUCCUGCAGGUAGUGGAGAUACCGGACCGACCCGGUUCCUCAGAGCACCUGGAGUACGACCCAGAAUGGCUGGCCAUCCUGAAGGCCACAGACAGCCUGCAGAGAGUGUCUCCCUGCACCUGGAACCCCCCCCAGGACAACGGCCUGCACAGCAGGUGGGACUACAGUCCGUCGGAGGCGGCCAUGCUGGAGGUGGUGGGGGACCUGGGCGGGGAGCUGCGCAUCCCGGAGAACUUCUGCGUCACGGUCCCGGCCUACGACCCCGCCCGGCCCCAACCCCACCUGGCCCCCGCCUGCACCACCAACGCCCAGACCACCGAGCUCUGCGCCACGCUGGGGCUGACGGACAUCUACGCCCGGGCCGCGGGCCAGCGGGGGGGCCGGGGCGCCUCCGAGGAGGAUGAGGAGGAGGAGGAGGAGGAAGAGGAGGAAGAGGAGGAGAGCCGGAGCACGGGCAGUGCCGAGGAGCCCAGCGAGUACCCCACCGACACCUCGGGCAUGUCCAGCUCCUACAACCCCGAAGAGAUCACCAUCGAGGACGAGUGGGAGGAGGAUGAGGAGGAGGAGGAAGGGGCCGGGGUGAAGAAGGGGGCCGGCGCCCCCAGCCUGAGCCCUGACGCCGUGGUGCCGGAGGGGCGCGACCCCGAAAGCCCCGCCCAAGACCUGGCCUCCAGCCGAUUGGUCCUGCCCCCGCCCCGCCUGCCCCUCCCCCUGGACCUGCCUGCCCCCGCCCACUCCGCCCCUGGCUCCGCCUCCCCUCCUGACCCCGCCUCCCCGUCCCACCCCGGCCCCGCGCAGGAGGGGAGCCCCCUGCUGGUCAGAAUCCCCAAGCGCACCAGCGGGGAGGUGGGGAGCACCGGCAGCGCGGGGAACACCCCCAAAAUCAAGCGCCGCAACCAGACCAUCUACACCGCCCAGGACGACGAGGACGAGAGCGAGGGAUAGCGGAGGAGAGGGGGGAGAGAGGGAUGAACGUCGGGUGAACGAGUGAGGCUUGAACGUACACUACCGCUGGGUGAGCGUGUUUUUACUCCCAGCAGAAGGAAGGUUCCCGGUACAAGGCUGUGGGACCCCUGUGCUGGACUGUUCUGUUGGAGUUUUGUGUAAUGCUCACCAUUCCUGAUGUCUGGGAAGGUGUUAAACCAGCAAGGAGUCAUUUUGUUUUAAGAAGAGGGGGAUGAUUUUAUGCUCCUAUUAUUAUUAUUUUUUUAAAGAGAAAAUGUAAAAUAGGACAAAAGUUGUUAGAUUUAUUUUCAUUUAAUUGUACAUUUGGUUUGAUUUUUCCCCACCCAAAUUAUGUUGAUUUUAAUUUCCUUCCCCACAAAGAUCCGUGUUUUUUUUAAUACGGCUAAGAUAGCAGUUUGAGGGUAUCAUUUUUGCUUUUAAAUUAUAAGGGUGGUUUUCAUGCAUGUUAUUUUCCCUCGGACCACUCUUGAGAACUAAGAAAACUGUAUAGGGCAGGGCUGCUCAACUCCAGGUCCUGCGGGCUGCAGUGUCUGCAGGUAUCUUCUCCAACCAUGCGCUACACCACCAGAUCUCACCA
This is a messenger RNA of Conger conger (European conger), 3326 nucleotides long. RefSeq names its product debranching RNA lariats 1 (gene dbr1). The coding region runs from base 1001 to 2728 and encodes 575 amino acids. Lineage: Eukaryota; Metazoa; Chordata; Actinopteri; Anguilliformes; Congridae. The record is from RefSeq and is a predicted model, not a curated record. The transcript has 9 exons. Gene Ontology annotation, cellular component: nucleus. Gene Ontology annotation, biological process: mRNA splicing, via spliceosome. Gene Ontology annotation, molecular function: RNA lariat debranching enzyme activity.